Cyphellophora europaea CBS 101466 is the source of this 1278-nucleotide messenger RNA. RefSeq lists its product as uncharacterized. The record is from RefSeq and is a predicted model, not a curated record. NCBI's taxonomy places the organism in Eukaryota, Fungi, Ascomycota, Eurotiomycetes, Chaetothyriales, Cyphellophoraceae. The transcript is spliced from 2 exons. Bases 1 to 1278 code for a protein of 425 amino acids.
AUGGCCAACAUAAGCAACGGCGCGCUCUACGGAGUAUUCGUCUUCUCGGCCCUUGGCGCCAGCACGCUCCUCAACGUCUUCGGUCCUCGCCUGACCAUGCUCUUUGGCAUCACCGGCUACCCCAUCUACAUCGGCUCCUUGUGGUACUUUGACCAGUACGGUCGCCUCUGGUAUCCGGUUCUGGCCGGCGCCUAUCUGGGUCUCACAGCCGGCUGCCUGUGGACGACUGCCGCUUUCACCUCCAGCGCCUACGCCGAGGAGAAAGAAAAGGGGACCUGGCGGGCUAUGCAGUGGACCAUGAAUGUCGCGGGCGCAGCCACCGGGGCCGCGGUGGCUCUGGGAAUUAGCUGGAACACCGAGCGGCUCGGCGUCCCGCACUCCGUCUACAUCGUCUUCAUCGUGCUGCAGUGCCUCUCCACGGGGUUCGCAAUGCUGCUCCUCCCACCUGACCAGCUCCGGCGUCGCGACGGCACCGCGCUGGCUGCAUUUGACACCAUAUCGCUUGGGAGGUCGCUGAAGAUCACGGCCGGCCUGUUCAAGGACUGGCGCAUCGUGAUCAUGAUCCUCCCGUGCUUUACGGCCGAGAUGUUCUUCCCCUUCCAGGCUUCGAUGAAUGCUUAUGCCUUCAAUCUACGGACUCGUACGCUAAACAGCCUACUGAACAACCUCAUACAGAUUCCAGUCACCAUGCUGAUGGGCUUGCUCUUGGACUCGGAGCGCCUUGGAAGCCGCAAGAAACGCGCACUCUUGGGUGUCGCUAUUGACGCCGUCUGGAUCACUGGGUCCUACAUUGCGCAGACAGCCUGGCUGUCCAGCUGGAACUUCAACCGCGCAGUACCUGGGCCGAUGAUCGACUGCACUGACAGCGCAUACGCGGGCGCCGUCGUCAUCUACAUGAUGUACGCGUCCCAGUACGGCAUCUUCCAGAAUGUUAUUCUCUAUAUCUUGACGUCCCUGACGAAUGAACCGCGUAAGACGUCUGCUCUCGCUGGGUUUUUCGUUGCUUGGUUGAGUGCCGGCACCGCCGUCUCAUUCGGCGUGGACGCCACGGAACCGCCCUACCAGAACGAGAAUGCCGCCUACUUCUCCCUCGCCACUCUGUCGUGGCCCAUCAUGUUCUUUAUUGCGUGGAAGUAUACGAAGGCUACGAACUACCUUGACGAGGAGGAUGUUGUCGUGCCGAUCCAUGUUCGGAAGGAGAUGGAGAUUGAGACCGAGACGGUUGCUUCUGGAGCGGGGGAGAGGAGUGCGGCAAAGGACCUUGAUGAGAAGGUGUAA